AUGUCAAAGGACGACCCUUUCCUGCCGUUCAUGUGCUGUGGCUUUCAAGAGUACAAACACUGUGUGCUGACCAACACCGAGAAGAUCUGUACUGUCGGUCACUCGCAGUUCUGGGACGAGAUCUUCGAUGAAAUUUCAAUGGAGGCGAUCACAUACGCCUGUUCAAGCUAUGACUCCUACGAUAAUUGUAAUAAAAACUUGUUUCCCGAAGGAUUGAAACAAAUUAAGACUAUUAGUGAGGCAACUGAUCCGGCUGUUUGGCACCACGGCUUUAAAACUCCAGUUAAGUUUUUGUUGGAUAUGAUCAAGAAAUUUUAUAACUAA
Molecule: messenger RNA, 324 nt
Organism: Oppiella nova
Lineage: Eukaryota; Metazoa; Arthropoda; Arachnida; Sarcoptiformes; Oppiidae
Source: the annotation of a GenBank genome assembly